Hemicordylus capensis (graceful crag lizard) is the source of this 8446-nucleotide messenger RNA. RefSeq names its product RAS protein activator like 2 (gene RASAL2). The record is from RefSeq and is a predicted model, not a curated record. Bases 370 to 4293 code for a protein of 1307 amino acids. Lineage: Eukaryota; Metazoa; Chordata; Lepidosauria; Squamata; Cordylidae. The transcript has 20 exons. Gene Ontology annotation, biological process: regulation of GTPase activity.
AGGGAGCCUGGCCGAGUUUCUCCUUAGCGGCCAGCUGCCGUCUGGCCAUGCCUGCCUGAGGCAGGCAGGGAGGCCGGUCGGCUAUCGGCUCUGUGAUCUAUUGCUCCUGCCUAUCUCCCUGGGAUGCCGCCGCCGGGGCUGAGAGAGAAGCGGCAGGCGGGACGACAGAGCCGCGGCUGUGGUGGUGGAAGGGAAGACCCAGCGAGUCCGUCCCGGCUGGCGGCCUCGGGAUGGAGUUGGAGCGCGCCGGCGGCCAGUGACCGAGAAAGGGGCGGGCCAGCCGCAGCAAGCAGGGAGACCGAGUGACUGGCGGGUGGGCUGUGGGGGGCUUCGCUUGUGCUUGACCCCACGGCAGGGCAGCAGCGGCGAAUGGAGCCCGGCGCUUCCUCAGCGCGGCCGGCUGCGGAAGGAGGAGGAGGAGGAGACUCCUGCCUGGAGCGCCUGAAGAAUUCCCUGCCGGGACCUGCCGACCUGGCCGGGGCAGCCAGCACGUUGGAGAGGAUCCUGAGAGAGUCGGUGUGUCAGCUGCAGGGCUGGCUGCGGGUCUACGAUGUGAAAGGACCACCAACCCAUAGACUAUCUUGUGGCCAGUCCCCUGAUUCAGAAACUAUAAUAUGGGAGACAAAGUAUUCCAUUCUGACGGACAGCCAGCUUGUACUGCUGAACAAGGAGAAGGAGAUGGCAGUCGAAGGAGGACAGGAUCAGACUGCAGAGCCUACCAAAGGGCGUUGCCUGCGGCGUACAGUGAGUGUUCCUUCAGAGGGUCAAUUUCCUGACUUUCCACCAGAGGGAGCUACAAAGCUUGGUACUCAUCUCUCUGAGCAUUUGUGGGGCAUUAUUAAGAGAAAGAAAUGCCAUCUUGACUUUCAAAGGAGAUCGGAAAUGACAAGAGAGGUCCCAGCAGAGAGAUCUCCUCGAAGACGGAGCAUCUCAGGGACCAGCACAUCAGACAAAACCAAUCCCAUGGAUGCACCAAACACAUCUCCAUUCAAAGUACCGGGCUUCUUCAGUAAACGGCUCAAAGGCUCAAUCAAAAGAACAAAGAGCCAAUCAAAGUUGGACAGGAAUACCAGCUUUCGUCUUCCAUCUCUUCGGCCUGCUGAUGACAGGUCCCGUGGCUUGCCAAAGCUGAAAGAAUCUCGUUCUCAUGAAUCUUUGCUAAGUCCAGGUAGUGCUGUGGAGACACUGGAUCUCGGAACAGAAGAGAGGGUCUUCGUCAAACCUCUUCAUAGCAGUAUCCUUGGACAAGACUUCUGUUUUGAGGUAACUUAUUCCAGUGGCAGUAAAUGCUUCAGCUGCUCUUCAGCCGCCGAAAGAGACAAGUGGAUGGAAAACCUGCGGAGGGCAAUACAACCUAACAAGGUACCAUAUAAGGAUAACUGCCGUCGAGCCGAGAAUGUAUUGCGUCUUUGGAUCAUUGAAGCCAAGGACUUGGCCCCUAAAAAAAAGUACUUCUGUGAAUUGUGCCUGGACGAUACCUUAUUUGCCCGCACUACAAGCAAAACAAAAGCUGAUAAUAUCUUCUGGGGCGAGCACUUUGAGUUCUCUGGCCUCCCACCCAUCCACAGCAUCACUGUCCACAUCUAUAAGGAUGUUGAGAAGAAGAAGAAAAAGGACAAAAAUAAUUAUGUUGGCCUGGUUAACAUUCCCAUAGCCAGUGUGACUGGCCGUCAGUUUGUGGAGAAGUGGUACCCCAUCAGCACACCCACGCCCAAUAAAGGAAAAUCAGGAGGGCCUUCCAUCCGGAUCAAGUCUCGGUACCAGACCAUCACCAUCUUGCCCAUGGAGCAAUACAAAGAGUUUGCCGAAUUUGUUACUAACAAUUACACUGUGUUGUGCUCUGUACUGGAGCCAGUAAUCAGUGUCAGGAACAAAGAAGAGAUGGCCUGUGCUUUGGUGCACAUUCUUCAGAGUACUGGCAGAGCUAAGGACUUCUUGACUGACCUGGUGAUGUCAGAGGUAGAUCGCUGUGGGGAUCAUGACGUGUUGAUCUUCAGGGAGAAUACACUUGCCACUAAAGCCAUCGAGGAAUACCUCAAACUGGUGGGACAGAAGUAUCUGCAGGAUGCACUUGGUGAAUUUAUCAAGGCCCUGUAUGAGUCAGAUGAGAACUGUGAAGUGGAUCCCAGCAAAAGUUCACCCAGUGAACUGGCUGAUCAUCAGGCCAACCUCAAAAUGUGUUGCGAGCUGGCCUUCUGCAAAAUCAUCAACUCCUACUGCGUCUUUCCCCGGGAGUUGAAGGAAGUGUUUGCAUCAUGGAAGCAGCAGUGCCUAAAUAGGGGGAAGCAGGACAUCAGUGAACGCCUGAUCAGUGCCUCGCUUUUUCUACGUUUCCUUUGCCCAGCCAUCAUGUCUCCGAGUCUCUUUAACCUCAUGCAAGAGUACCCUGAUGACCGCACGUCUCGGACUCUCACACUAAUUGCAAAGGUUAUCCAAAACCUGGCAAACUUUACAAGAUUCGGGAACAAAGAAGAAUAUAUUACAUUUAUGAAUGACUUUUUAGAGCAUGAAUGGGGAGGCAUGAAACGCUUCCUGGUGGAAAUUUCUAAUGCGGACACAAUCUCUAAUACUCCAGGAUUUGAAGGAUACAUUGAUCUGGGAAGGGAAAUUGCUGUCUUGCAUUCCCUGCUAUGGGAAGUCGUAUGUCAGCUGGACAAGGGUGAAAAUUCCUUCCUACAGGCAACGGUAGAAAAACUGGGGCCCUUGCCACGCAUCCUUGCGGACAUUGCGAAGGCUACAACAAACCCCACACCAAUCCAGCAGCAGUUGAGACGUUUGGCAGAUCACAACUCAAGCCCCAACGUUAGCCUCUCCUCAGGGCUGCAAAAAAUAUUUGAGGACCCUGCUGACAGUGAGCUCAAGUUGAAGUCGCCAUUACAAGAAAAUGAAGGCUAUUUCAAAGGCAAGUUGCUUUUGAUCCAGCAGGCAUCAUCACGGAGUGUGACUUAUUCAGACAAGGGUGACGAGACUAGCAUGCCCAAUGUCCGAAGUGUAUCACUGAUGGACCUCCAGGAUCCUAAUGUCACACAGUGUGAUCCUGGAUUCAUGAUGCGUGAAGCUCCUGUUCGUUUAUCUGGCAGUCAGCUUUCAGUCAUGCAGGUGGCAAACAUCAAGCAACUCCACAGCACACCUCAGAGCGCCCCACAGGUCCGGAGGCCUCUGCACUCGGCACUAAACCAGCAGGGCAGUCUGCAGCCCCUCUCUUUCCAGAACCCAGUUUACCAUCUCAACAAUCCCCCUCAACCAAUGCCAAAGGUGUCCAUGGACUCCAGCCUGGAGAACCUGAGUGUCACCAGUUCCCGCAGCCAGAAUAGUGAAGACCUUAAGCUCAGUGGACCCAGCAACAGUAGCAUGGAGGACUUCACCAAACGCAGCACGCAGAGCGAGGAUUUUUCCCGGCGGGGCACAGUGCUGGACAAACACAUCCCUGUUGCUUUGCCUCGCCAGAACAGCACUGGGCAAGCCCAAAUCCGCAAAAUAGACCAAGCCGGGCUGGGUGCAAGAGCCAAGGCACCCCAGUCGCUUCCCCAUAGCGCUUCUCUUCGGAGUACAGGGAGCAUGUCGGUAGCAUCUGCCACCAUGGCAGUGGAGCCCAUUCAGAAUGGGAAUCGGUCUCGGCAGCAGUCCUUGUCCUCCCGGGAGAGCCCGGUUCCCAAGGUACGGGCCAUCCAGCGGCAACAGACACAGCAGAUUCAGUCUCCUGUGGACUCUGCUACAAUGUCCCCUGUGGAAAGGACGGCCGCUUGGGUCCUCAACAAUGGGCAGUAUGAAGAAGAGGAGGAGGAAGAUGCUGAACAAAACCAAGAUGAAGCCAAGCACGCAGAAAAGUAUGAGCAAGAGAUAGCCAAGCUCAAAGAUCGCCUGAAAGUAUCAAGUCGACGGCUGGAGGAGUAUGAGCAGCGUCUCCUGGUGCAGGAGCAGCAAAUGCAGAAGUUGUUGAUGGAAUACAAGGCAAGGCUGGAAGACAGUGAGGAACGGCUGCGAAGGCAGCAGGAGGAGAAGGACAGUCAGAUGAAGAGCAUCAUCAGUAGGCUAAUGGCUGUUGAAGAAGAGCUGAAAAAGGACCAUGCCGAGAUGCAGGCAGUCAUUGACACCAAGCAAAAAAUAAUAGAUGCACAGGUCUUAAAUGGGGAUGAGAUAAUUCGAGCAGGAAAAAAGGAUUCUCUCUCUGGAUUCAGCCAACACACGGCUGAUGAGUGCCCUGACGCAAGUGAAGGAACACUACAGCAUGCAGGCCCGCAACGGCAUCUCUCCCACCAACCCCACCAAGCUUUCCAUCACGGAGAACGGUGAAUUUAAAAACAGCAGCUGCUAGCAGCAACUCCUCCCACCAACACAACUGCCAACUUCUCCGUUCUCCCACCUCUCCAGUCCUGGCCACAGAUCCCUGGGUGUUCCCCAAAGCUGCAUGCUUCGAAGCAAAAUGCUUGGGGAGAGAAUGCUGCCACCCUCACAUGUGCAACUAGGCCUGUCAGGGCUUCCUUUCAGAGUUGCAGCUGGCAGCCAGGGCCGCCUUCCCAAGUGGUGCACUUUCCCCCUACUCCUCUGAGGAUUUGGUCACAAUCUGUGGUGUGCAUCUGAGGCAGAAGGCGCAUCAACUAGCACCCACCCGUCGGGAGUGCUGCUGCACAAUUCAAAAUGGUGGAGAGGGACCUUGGGAAAGGGCAGCCUGCAGCUCGGGAGGACAGUGCUUACCUUCAGGCACGACACUGCAAGUGAGCCCCAGUGGGACUGUAUGUGGUGACAGCCGCUCUGGGGAAAUGCCACCUUUUAUAACAGCAUAAUGGUUGUCAUCUCUGCAUCCCCACUUCUCCUGGAGCCUCUUGCUUUCAAGUGGGAUUCUUCAAGGAGAUUGGGGCAGAUCCACAAAGAGGGGAAGGGGCUUCCCUUCCCCCAACCUUUAAACUUGCAUCAGGGAAUGAUGUUGGCAUAAUUCCCCAUCCCUCAAAACAUCUUUCUCUUUCUCCCCCUGCCCCAAGGCAUUCACCCAAACUCCUUGCACACCAUCCAGGGCAGUUCUGCUUCACCCCACUGCAAAACAUUCUCCUCUCCAAAUAUUGAAAGACUUUUUAUUUAUUGUUUUUUACUUUUACUGGAAAUUUUUAAAGAAUAGUGAUAUAGUAUGUAAAUUGCACCCCAAGAAAUUGAACAAAAUCCUUCUGUUGUUUCAGUCCAUUAAUUACCUACAUUAAAGCAGUAUUUGUGAUUGUACCCUUUCUUCAGGUUUGUUUUCAUUCCACAGAACUAAGAACAGUUGCCUGUUCUCUAGAAAUAUAUGUACAUAAUUUUUCUUACUCAUCCACAUCUGUAUAAUAGCAGUAAGUUCACACAUUAACAAACUUUCCUACACUAUUCCCUAACUGAGUGUUUCCUGUUGUUUUACAAAUUUUUAUAGAAUAAUAAUUUUGACAGCAAAUUUUUCUAUAGUUCAGUUAGUUAACUAAUUUCUGACCAACUUUCUGACCCAGUUAGAUAUAAUGCAAAAUCAGUUUGGCAAGCCCAACCCAGAAUUUGUUUUAAUGCCCAAAUGCACAGCAGUCAACAAACCCUGGGUUUUUUUCCCGGGGGGCAACAUAGGAAGAGAUCAGACCAUGGUUUGAAACUGGUUUGCUAACCACAAGUUAGUUUAUGCUAACUACAGGCAGCUUCACACAUAAAGUAAGUAUGGAAGAACCGCCAGUUCCUGCCAAGGGCGUGCUGCUGCUGUUGCUGUUCCAUGCCAUAUGAAGCGGAGAAUGCUGGUGAUCCAGCUCAGCCCAAAUUUCACCCAAUAUCACUAACCAACAUUUGUCAAGUUGGCUUGACAGUGUUGGACUGAAGGCGGGCCACCAACAGCUUCACAUGACACCGGUUGGAGGAGCACAUGCUCGGCAGGAAUCAGCAUUUAUUCUGUAUUUACUUGCCACCAUUAUGUGUGAAGCCACAGUAUAAUUUGCUCUUUUAUGUCUCAAGUUCAGAAUUUGUGUUUCUUUUUAACGUGUUUGCUUGAAUCACUUGAGGACCAAAUAAGAUGCUUUGUAAACAAACAAAUCACCACUAAAUAGAUCACCACUAAACAACUACAAAGCAGUGGAGAAGGGUGAAGUUGGACGCAGAGAAGUGGUGGGUGCUUAACCCUUGUGAUCCCAGCCACUCUUCCCCAGCUGGAGUUCCAGGGUAGAUGUUUGCUGCAUAGCAGAGGAAAAUGGAUGGGGAGGUGGGACAUGGGUUACACAUCCCACAUCACUUCUGUGCUGCCAAAUGCCUCCUACCCUGCCACUUUGAAGUCUUUCAGUGAUGAGCUGAGUACCCCAGAUAUGAGUCUGCUGCCAAACAUCUAAUUUGACCCUAAGAGAACAGCAUGUGAUAUGUUACAUCACAUGAUGUUAUCUUAUAAGUAAAUGUUCUUCCCAUUCAUUCCUGGAUCACUUUUAGUCUCUCCUUCCAAUAGCCUCUUACAAUUUACAUAAUUAGCAAAUAUGCAAGGAUUCAGCCUCAUUUGCCUGAUACAUCCAGCAUCUCCCAGUGACAAUACUGUGCAUUAUUUUAAUUCUUGCAGGUGUACAAGUACUACUGGAAGAUAAUUUUAUAUUUGUUCUAUUUUAUUGCUACAUUUAAUGCAUCAUUUGGCCUGCGUUACAGAUGUCAUUCCACUGUUUCAUUGAUAUUUUGGGCUGCGGAUCCUAUUUUCAUAUGCACCAUGUUGAGAAAACAAAUAAUUUGGAGAAAAGUCCUUUACAUGUAUUUAAAGCUAAUGAUAGACAUUCAAACUUGUUCAGAUCCCUCGUUACCUUGAAAUUUCUUUGCACUUUUAGCCACAAAUUCCUUACUUGUCAGCACUAGAAGAAAAAAGAACAAAGGAGGCUGAUCUUGCAUUUUAUCUCACUUGCUCAUCAUGUAUAUCAAAACCUUUUCCUAAUAUGUAAAUCAUAAAACAGUGUCAACUAACCUAGUCUUUUCCCAUGCACCAAAAUUAAUCUUUUAGCUACAGAAAAGCCCUUGUGAUGAAUUACAGAGGAGAGAGGUGAUGGGAUAGGAGCAAAUGUUUUAUAUAAUUUAUCCCAGGUUGUUAUAAAAUAAAUGUGCUAGAAUAAAUUUAGUUGAGAUUUUACCCUUUUUACUCUAGCAUUACCCUUUUAAGGGUAAAGUAGGACCCAUUACCCUUUUAAGGGCAAAGUAGGACCUUACUGUCCUAUCGGCCAAAUGAGAUAAAUACCCUUCAUUUCCCACCACUGGCACUUCAGUCAAAAUGGCAGCAGGCUAGUAUUUUAUAACAUUUGAGACUGCCAAUCCUCCUCUUCAUGCCUAAUGCUGCUUUAUGCUCUUCUUUGCCCUUUGGGACCUCAUGAUUUCAAAUAAACUGAUGUUCUGAGGAUUGAAUUAAAUCCAUAACUUCUACUGCAUUGUUUUUACAACCAUGGUUGGCAAAAAAGAGAGAACAGAAAUGUAGGCGAUCUGUUCAUUCUUAUUCUCGCAGUCUUACCCAUCCAUAAGAUGUUUAGCUUAGAUAAUAUAUUUUAAUCUUGUCUUAUUUUGUCAAGAGAUCAGUCCAGGGGCUAGCAGCCUGCUCCUUCGGUGGGACAUUGCUUACCUAUCCAUUGUACUUUGAAGGGAAACCCAGCAGGCAGAGACAAGGCUCAUGUGGAUGAGUCGUGGCAGCAGCAUAGUGGGAGGAGACACAACAAUUACAGUUGCAGCAUCCCCGUCUUCCAUUUUUCCCUGUAGCCCUCCGCCAUUUCCCUCCAGUUUCCUGUAAAGUCUCUAAAUGGGAGAGGAUGUAGAUAUCUCUACCAAUGUGACAUCUCUAAGGGAGGGUGGACUGAGUUGCAGAAAUGCUUUGCUCUUUGAGGCUCCCACACAUCGCCACUACCCCCAUCAUGAAGAGAGUGAUGUGCUUCCAGAAAUGCAAAGCUCUUGGUUUCCACCUCAGCAGCUUUGCAAUGAGACUAACCAUGGCCCCAAAACACACUUGCUUGUUUCCUAAUUGCAUUGAUCUUGGUAUAGAGAAAUCUCUGUCCUUUCAUUAGCUUAGCUCCCAUGAGAGAAGCGGGGGGGGGGGGAGCACAUGUUGGUGAGAUCUUCUUCUUCUUCUUCUAGGAACUGUACCUGUAAAAUAGAUCUGCUGUCUUCGGGGCCUUAAUAAGAAUGUUAUCUUACAGGACUCUUUUUUGCAAUGCUAGCUUUGGAUAAUUUAUUUCAGUAAGGUUUACCCCUUAACACAUUACCUUGUUUCCUUCUCCCCACCCCCUCCCUACAACCUGUAUUUUUAUGCCAGUAGUGCUGGUCUCUUUGGGGUCUUCAGGAUCCACUUCUGCAUUUCAUUGUCUGGAUUUGUUCUAAAGAAGAUUUAUUUUUGUUCUGUGAAUAUUUUUGGACAGUUUCUUGUAUAUGUACAGAUAUAGAUACAUUUGACGUCUUUUAUUGAUAUUCCUACAAAGAAUUACAAAAUAAACUUUAACUUUAAACA